Messenger RNA from Vitrella brassicaformis, 4340 nucleotides. Lineage: Eukaryota; Vitrellaceae. The record is from the annotation of a GenBank genome assembly.
CCGGACACACCGCAUUCAUUCCAUCGACAUCGGUCCGGCCGCACGUGCACUCGCAUACACAGACACACCCACAAGAGACAGACGCGUCAGACAAUUGCAGCCAGCCGCCACUAAGGCAUCCAGUCAGCUGAUCCAGUCGGUCAGUCACUCUCCCUAUAGCAAGGUAUCAAAACCCACCCACCCAGCCCAGUCAGUCAGUCAGUCAGUCGAGCGAACGACAGAAAAAGAUAGACGCGACACCACAGGACACACUCAUGCAGCUAGGUAGGUAUGUGUCUGUCUGUCGCUCCCCGCUCAGUUGAUUGAUUGAUUCCCUUUGGCCGCACGCCUGACUAUCUGUCCGUCCUACCUCAGCAUGCAGCAGACACUCUAUCCACUUGUCUGUCUGUCUGUCUGUCGUGUGUGUCAUUCUUCCUCAUCUUCUUCCUCCAUCUGCUGCUGCUGGUGCAUGAGCCUGCGUCUCUUGGCCUGGCGCAUCCACCGCCCCAUGCGCACCAGCUUGCGGUACUUUGGGGAACACCCACGCAUCUCCUCGCGAUGCAACUCGUUCAGCUGUAGAAACACACAUACACAGACAGACAGAGAGAGGUCAGUGCAUUGGGUCUUGUGCGGUGCGCUGUCUUGUGUGUGUGGUUACGAUGGUCCGCAGCAACUGAGCCUUGUCGACACCCAUAUCCUCAUUCUCAUCCUCCCCCUCCCCCUCUCCACCCUCCUCGCCCUCCUGCCCUUCGUCGUCAUCCUCAUCCUCAUCUUCGUCUUCAUCCUCAUGGCGGCCCGUCUUGACCUCGCCCAGCAUUUCCACCUCAGGAGCGACGGGCGCCGGCUCAUAUAAGUCGCGCUUGCGCUUGUUGAUGUUGCUGGCGGUGGCGCGGGCCUGCUUCUCGGAUGUGGAUGGCUUGCUGUCGUCCUUGAGGUGCUUGUCGGACAGGUCGUCUCUGCUCGUCCAGAUAUGGAAUACACAUGAUGUGUUGUUUGUUGGUUUGUAUGGGUGGGUGAGCGUGUGGGGGAUGGGCUGCUUACUCGUCCGAUUCCUCUUCCUCCUCGCCCCCUUCUUCCUCCUCUUCAUCAUCGUUGCUGUCACUGCACACACACACAUACACACACACACACAGUGGCAUGGAUUAGUGAAUGAAUCGAUAUGCUCCACAUCUCCUCUGUGUGACUCACUGACCUCUCGUCCUCAUUGAUGUCGAAGUCCGCCAACUCCGCUGCCACCCCCAGGUCCGGCUCCUCCUCCCCCUCCUCCUCCCUUCCCUCCCCUUCAUCGUCUAGCUCCUCUACCUCCACACCCCCGCGACCCUUGCCGGCCCUCACACCUUUGCGGCCGCCGGUGGGGCCCUCAUCCACAUCGGGCGCCGGCUUGAUGCUGCACACACACACACACACACAGACACAGAAAGAAAGAGAGAAUAAGCAGAAAGGUGUGUGCGUUCAUUCUGAAUCUGUGCGUGUAGUGGCUGACGUACGUGGUUGUGACGAUGUUGACAAUGGUGCCGUCGGGCAGUUUGCGGACCUCACGCGCGACGGUGUACUCGUGGCCCUGGGCCGUCUGAUACUCCGACUCGUCCUUGAACUCUACACACACACACACACACACACACAGGUACACAGACAGGCGCUCUCUCUCUCUCCCGUGUGAAUGAGUGUCGUGUGUACCUUCGCUGUCGAUGAUGUCCUGUAUGUGUAGGUCGUUGAGCGGGCCGCGUAUCACCAUGUCCGCCUCGUCCUCGUCAUCGGCGCCACUGUCGUCAUCCUCAUCCAUGUCGCCAUACAUAUCCCUGCACACACACGCAGCACACACAUGUCGAUCGAUGCACGUCGUGACUGACACAUGUGCCACGCGCGUGUGCAUGUCAGGUGCCUGAGUGUUUCAUCUUCGUCUUCGAUGGCAUCGUCGUCGAACAGCCCCAUCGGGUCGUCAUCGGGGUCCUCUUCCUCCUCCUUGUCGUCAUCGUCGUCGUCGAACACCAACCUACUGCAGACAUCCACACCACACAGAGAGGCUCAUGGACCGGUGCAUGCGCCAUCCUCCAGAGUGUCCCUGCCUCUGUCUGUCUGUCUGUCUGUCUGUCUGGGAUUGCGUACGGACCGCCCUCUGAAGGUCAUGGUGCCACCGUGGUCGUACGCCGCCAGCGCAUCGUCGUCGUCCUCAUCAGCAUCUGCAGUCAGUUGAUGCAGUGCAGCACACACACAUUGCCAGCAUGUAUAUGAGCGAGCGAUCGGUCCACGAACAAGUGCAUUCCCGCUGACCGUCGUGCUCUUCGUCCUCGUCCUCGUCUUCAUCAUCGUCGUCACUGUCGUGCAUCAUGGCCUUGUGGGACCACUGUGUGGUACGGACACACACACACACACACACAAUUCCCAUCCAUCCAUCCACUCCAGAUGUGUCUUCCUUCCCGUAGUUACGUGGAAGAUGUCGUCAUCGUGGUCGAAGUCCUCGUCGUCCAUGCCGUCGCGGCCACGCUCCUCACGAACUAUCUCUGAUGGACGGACCAGGCAUUCGAUGAGCCAUUAAAUGCAAUGCAUUCUCUCUGUGUGUGGGUAUGGUAAGACGACCUUCGAUUUCGUCCUCUUCGUUGCCCUCACCCUGGCCCUCGGGCGCAGCAGUGCCGCCAACUGACAACACAGACAGAGAAUUGGGGCAUGAGAUGGCAGGUGUGUGUGUGUGUGUGUGUGCGUGGCCUGGUCCUGUGCACCCUUCUCCUUGGUCUCUUCCUCCUCGUCGGGAUGCUGCUCGUCGUCGCCUUCACCGGCACCCCCAUAUUCCUCGCCCAACGCAUCCCUGACAGACCGCAGACACAGUGGAUGGUGGCACUGUAGGUCUGUGUGCGUUGCAUCAUGCUGCCUGUGUGGGAGAGAGGUGGGUGUGUGUCGUUACUUGAGUUCCUCUGUGUUGUCCUCCUCUGCCUCCUCGUCGACAAACGCCGCCGCUAAGUAGGGAAGGGACACAUCACAUCACACGAACCAAACAGACAUAUCCAUGGAGGGUGCGGUCUUCUGUCUGGCUGUCUGGCUGCCUGGCUGCCUGGCUGUCUGUCUGUCUGUCUGUCUGUCUGUGAGCCUCUGACCUGCCCGGCGCGCCUUCUUGAGCCGAUGCCGCUUCUCCUUGCGCUUCUCCUUGCGCCCGGCACGGAGGACCACUAACUCGUAGUCCUCACCCUCGUCAGCCUCACCAUCACCCUCUUGCUGCUGCUCUGCUGUGUUGUCAUGCUCCUCCUCAUGGUCUUUCUCUGAUACUUCGUAGUCGUCGUCAUCGUCAUCGUCCAGCACCCUCUGUCAGUCAUGAAACGGAUGGGCACCACAGCACAACACAGCAGAGCAACAAGUGUAUGGGUGUGGGUGUGGGCUGCGGAUGGCCCGCUGACUCACCCGUUUGUUGUGUUUCUUGCCGAUGACGUCCUCCUCGCUCUCCACCGACGCACCGUCAGACUGCCCACCGAACUGCAGAUGAAUGGACGUCACACACAUGCACCCACAGCACACACAGACAUUCGUCCUCUCAUGUGACUCGUGUGAGUGUGGGCGGUCGCUCACCGGUUUGUCGGCGGUGCGCGUAUCUUGGUGGUAUUUGUCGCGCAUCGCGUUGGCCAUGAGGGUAUCCAGGUGUGUGCCGUUGAGGGGGGGGGGUGGGGGAGGCGCCGCGUCCUCAUGCUCAUCUUCCACCUGCAACUCGUCCUCUUCCCUGCCGCAGACAGACAGACAGACAGACAGCAUCCACACGUGGGCAUCUUCUGCUUCUGCAGCUUGUGUGGAUCGGGUGAGCUCACUCACCUGUUGUGGUCGUGGCCCGCCACGCUGUCGUAUAUCUCCCGAGCGUUCACCCCCAACAUGAGCACAUCCAGGUCGCCACCCUCACGCUUCUCCACCUGCCAUAACAUCACAGACAGACAGACAGACAGUCAGAAAGUCAGACUCAUGCAUCUAUGUGUGUGUGGAUCCAUCCAUGUAAGUGCGUGUGGGUACCUCUUCUUUGAGCCCUCCCCACUCGCCUUCGUCGUAGGCGUACCGUCUGUUGGGGCUGGAGAGGAUGCUGUACGCCCGGGCCAGGGCGCUGAACUCGCCCUCGUCGCCCGCCGAGCCAUCGGGGUGGCACCUACACAACCCAUCCAACCAACCAGACCCACAGAGAUCACAAAUGCGUGUGUGGAGGGGCUCGGACAGACACACACACGCCUCACACACCCGCAUGCAUCUGUGCCCCUGGCUGAGUGUUCCGGGCCCUCACUUGGUGGCUCGCUCCUUGUAGGCCUCCAGUAUCUCCUCGGUCGAUGACCACCUGUCAAUGCCCAGUGCGGUGUACAAGCAAAAGCGCUCGUGGUCAUCCAUCUUCUCAGUUGAGC